This is a messenger RNA of Eimeria acervulina, 669 nucleotides long. Its product is annotated as ubiquinone biosynthesis protein COQ4, putative. Gene Ontology annotation, biological process: ubiquinone biosynthetic process. The transcript is spliced from 4 exons. NCBI's taxonomy places the organism in Eukaryota, Apicomplexa, Conoidasida, Eucoccidiorida, Eimeriidae. The coding region runs from base 1 to 669 and encodes 222 amino acids. The record is from RefSeq and is a predicted model, not a curated record.
AUGUUUGAGUGGAGCGAAGAAAGUAAAAGAAGAAUAGAGAAGGAUGCGACCCCCCUAGGGGCCCCCUCGAUUGGUUUAUGCGGUAAUGCAUCCGGCUCACCUCUAUUUGGUGCAGCAGCAGCAGCAGCAGCAGCAGCAACAGCAGCAGCAGCAGCAGCACAUCGGGCCUUUGCCUCUUUUAACCCUUUAUUCUCUUUUCUUGCUAAAUGUCGUAUAGGGGUAGAGGCUGCUUUCUUUUCAAUCAUUAAACCCCAAGAAGAUAUUCAUAUUGCGCUCCUAAGCGAAGUAUUUGCGCAGGCUUCACUCCGCCGCAUGCGAGAUAUCAUGAUGGAGGAUGAAGAAGGCAGAGAAGUGCUGCAGCAGCGGCUUUUGUUUGAUGAGCGGUUUAUAAAUUACGAGGCCCUCAGGCGCCUCCCUAAAAACACCCUAGGGUACGCAUUAAUGCGCUUCUUGGAUUCGAAUGCGCUGCAUGCGGGGCAUAGACAGCCCGUGAGGCUUGUCGAAGAUGAAGAGCUGGCCUACGUCCUGACGCGUUACAGACAACUGCACGACGUCAUGCAUGCGGUGUUUGACCUGGGCAUUACAGUGGAGGCGGAGGUCGCCCUCAAGUUAAUCGAAUUCUAUCAAACAGGGCUACCAGUCAGCUGCUGCUGCUGCUGUUGCGGCUGA